This is a messenger RNA of Symbiodinium sp. CCMP2456, 2793 nucleotides long. NCBI's taxonomy places the organism in Eukaryota, Dinophyceae, Suessiales, Symbiodiniaceae. The record is from the annotation of a GenBank genome assembly.
AUGAGGAAAGCUCGCGGCAGACUUGUCCCGGAGCUAGCUGCUAUGGCGCCACCAGGGGGAGUUCUAUGCAAUCGGCAGAUCGUCGACUCUCAUGCUUGGAGUGCUAAGAAGGUGUCCAAAUUCGAACUCCAAGAGCUCUGGUCAAAUGUUCUGAAGGAUCGCAAGGUCCUCGUCGUGAUCGGGAGUUCUUUUCAGGUCGAUGCGCUCGAGCCAAUCUUGCAUCUGGCAGCCGGAGCCGCUGUGUACUUCGUCCGGGAUGCGGAGCUCGAGGACAUUUCAGGUCUACUCGAAACACUCCGGAGCCAUUCAGCUGACUUCAACACAGUGCUACUCGCCAUCGAGUCGCGGUCAUCUGCCCUUCUGUCUGCCGGCCUCGACUGCACCGUGCAGACCUUGGACGUCGGAGCCCUGCGAAUAUCGCCUGCCCCGAGGCAGCAACCCGUACCAUCGCCUCUCACGACAGCAAAUGCCGGUAGCCAGGCGGCAUGGGCUUCCUUUCCGAGGCCUCAUCUCCAACGAUCCACGGCUUGGCAGAGCUUGAAUGGCAAGUGGUCUGUGCACAUCAGCACGAGGGAUCAGGAGAUGCCGCCAGAGAACUUUGAGGACGGGUUCGUCGAGGUGCCUUUCCCGGCUGAGUCACACAGGGGUGGGCUGCAGCGCCGAAUCUCCGAAUAUGAGAGAAGACGUUUCUAUGCUGUUGCUCUCCAGAGCAAAGGCGUGUGCUUUCUCUUCUUCGUCGAAGAGGACGUUGUGAUUAAUUCCACAUUGUUUUUCUUUGCUUUUUUUACCUCCAAAGCGAGAACGUGGAAGCCAGAAGUCUUGACUUUAGCAAAGUGGGUCUUGGUCUCGGUGACUUCCAAGCAGGUGCGUGGCGUCACUCCUGCACUGAAACGUAUUUGGGUCCGGGCUGCGUUGAAGCUCAUGCUUUUCAAGUUCAUUUCCUUUGUCCGGGUGGAUCACGCUAUCACACUACCCACGACGGACACAGCAGAUGCUGCCGUCCCCUCCAACCUGUUCGCUUACCCGCUUUUCGUUUGCAAAGGUGCGACUGGGAGUGUGCCGUGUUCGCAGACGGAAUCCUGCUCGGCAUUCACCGAGGUUGGAGUGUGCAAGGACCUUAUGAUGCGCGUGAACUCUGUGGCUAGGCUUCAAAGAGCUAGCCUAGGUUCUUUGAACACACCCCGGCGUCCUGACCUACCGGCCUUCAUGCUCGUUCACAGUUUGGUGAGCCUGCCACCACCUCAGAAGCCGGAGGAGGUAAGGGAUGAUGUGGACCUGGAGCCUUGGUUUGAGAGCUCCUUUGAGGCGGGGAAGCUAAACCUGCCGGGCUCACCAUGCCAUUUGUCCAUGGCCUGCCCAACCUCGACUCCCGUGGACUUGCAAGCUCUCGGCACGAACUCAUCGGAGACGCUUCCGGAGCCCUCGCAUUUCUGCGCUUCGUUCGACUCAGGAGGCAUCUUUGCCGAGCUGCCUGAACAUGUGCGGCGAGCCCCGGACAGGAGAACUCACGAGCUAUACGUGCAAUACCUGGACCAGUACCUGCAGGACAUGCAGCUGGACAAGCGCGGCUUCAGACUUGCGGUGCUUCGCCGACGUCGGCGUGAUUUCCCAACCGACAGCUUGCAGACAAGAUUUGCCUCGCUCUUUCCAAGCAUGUCUCGGCAUGAUGUCCUUGCUUCGGCAGAGUGCCACAGUCUUGGCCAGGCUCCGCAGGUGGUUCCGAGUGCUCUGGGUUGCAAGAGGCAGAUGCUCCGAAGCAUGUUUGCUGCUUUUCAUAGCAUUUCCGGGGAGGAGGACUGGGCUUUGCUCAGAUUCUUGCCUUGCAGCCGCCCGGUCAGCCUUCAGGUUGAGCUUUGGUGGUUUGGAGGCCUGUCCCGAGUUACGGCUGAAAGCGGUGAGACUGAAUUUGGGAUUUUCGCUGACCUGAACCAGAGCAUGUCAGGUGGCUAUGACCCGUUCACAUUCGAGUUGGCUGUUCAUGGUGGAAAGGACCGUCGCUUGUGGGCAUUGAUCCCGGCCAUGCGAGACACCGUGCAACUUACGAUUCGGGUGUGGGAUCCCACAGACAGCGGCUGCGAGUAUGCUGUCGACGAUGACCAGCCACCUCGAUGCGACCGGUGUUGUCAGACAGGCUGGCAGCCACGUGGAAAACAGUCACUUCAGCCGGGCUUCAUCAUGUACUCUGCUGCCUCAGGCCCAUGGCAAAGCAUCUGGCUGGAGGAGGCUCCCCGAGGCUGCCUCAUUGCAUCUGCUGCAGCUGAGCUUUUGGAUACGAAGCGCAUCAGAUUCCAGGUGGACCUGACCGAGUCAAGCCCCUGUGCGGGGAUGUUCUUGCGCGUUGCCGUAUUUCUCGAAGGGGCAAUGAUCGCCGAAGGAGGAGGUAGCACAGAAGCCGCCGAAGUCGUGGGCCCCGAGGCUUGGGAACUCUGGAGCCCAACCAAGCCGACGCUACAUAUGGCGAAGCUGUCAUUGUGCUCCUCGACGCGGUCGACUUGCGGCGACUCGGUUGACUUCAAGUUUGCCCUGCGCAUGAUCUCAAGAACAGCAGAGCCGCUCCAAGGACCUAAGGGAGAGGUUGCUUUGCUCCUGAACGGCGAAGCUCUUCUUCAAAGCGGCGUCCUUUACCAGGCCUAUUGGCCGGAGUCUCUCAUCACCCCACCCAGCGAAGAGGCUAUGCUGCAGGACCUGCGUUCCAUCAAGAACAGUGGCUUCAACAUGGUGCGGGUUCAUGCGGCUGUCCUCCCUGCCAUGUUCUACCACUUCUGCGAUUUGGAGGGCCUGCUCGUCUGGCAG